This is a messenger RNA of Sceloporus undulatus (fence lizard), 2211 nucleotides long. RefSeq names its product cell wall biogenesis 43 C-terminal homolog (gene CWH43). Bases 1 to 2094 code for a protein of 697 amino acids. The transcript is spliced from 16 exons. NCBI's taxonomy places the organism in Eukaryota, Metazoa, Chordata, Lepidosauria, Squamata, Phrynosomatidae. The record is from RefSeq and is a predicted model, not a curated record. Gene Ontology annotation, cellular component: endoplasmic reticulum. Gene Ontology annotation, biological process: GPI anchor biosynthetic process.
AUGGUUUCCCUAUGGACAGAAAUUCUAAUGGAAACACUCCUGGGUUAUAUUUCUUGGUCUCUUUAUUAUGCCCUUCCACCAAUGAUCUAUUAUUUUCCUUUACAAACAUUGACACUUACUGGCUUGGAAGCCUUUGCUCUUGCAUUCUUCUCUCCAGCGUUCUUAAUUAUUGGUGUGUUUUGGCGGCUGGCAAACAAGAAAUGCACUCUAGCCUUCCUGAGACUGAGUAUGAUUGGAAGCCUUGCUUCUUACCAAGUUCCAAAUGCUUGCCUUCGACUUUUGAUCUUGGCCAUGGGUGUUUCUUCAUCAUUGGUGGUUCAAACAGUAACAUGGUGGUCUGGGAAUGGUUUACAAAGAUACUGCAGAAUCUGGGGAUUUAUACUAGGAAAAAUUCUUCUUGUUGUUAUUCGGAUUUGGUAUACAUCAUUGAACCCUGUGUGGAGCUAUACAGCUUUCAAUGCUGCUAUAAUGAUUUUAGGUUUCAUGGCAGUUCUUGAACGAACAUAUGCAGGUGAGUGUGCCAAGAACCAGGCUGAUAAUGAAGUAGAGUACAUUUUACUUAGACCUAACUGGCUUUUGUCAGGGAUGGCUUUUGGCAGCUUGAUGUUCCUCACCUUCUGGAUUUUUGGAGAGGUCUCACUAGUUUCUAGAUGGGCAGUCAGUGGACACCCAGAGCCUGGACCAGACCCUAAUCCACACGGAGGUGCAGUUCUGUUGGGAUUGGCUCAUGGACUAAUGCUUUCCUUUUGGUCUUGGUCUACCCCUGCACUUUGUGUCUGGUGUGUGGCAGGGGCAGCAGGAGCAGCUGGCCUUCUUUGCUUACAAACAUGGUACGCAGCCAUUGCUGGUGACCUCCUUGCUGUCUUUACAAUGUGCAUGUGGCCACGCAUAACUGGAUGUUUUAUUAGCUGCUUAUAUCCUGGAAAAGCCAUGAGUAUGGCCAUGCUCAUGUUAGUGCUUGAAGUGUUCUUCUGUGUGUGGUGUACAGCUUAUAAAUUUGUGCCUGGUGGAAUUUAUGCUAGAGAAAAAUCCCACAUUCUUCUAGGGAUUGUCAUGAUGUUUAUUGUCUUAAACGUGCUAGUUGACUGCAGGAAAGAUCUUCACUGUUUGUUUAAUGUAAAAAGCAGUAACAAACAUGACUUCAAACUAAGUGAAAAAUACAUCAAAUUAUUUUUGUGGCUACUAGUUGGUGUAGGUUUACUGGGACUAGGAUUGCGAUAUAAAAUUUAUGAGAAAAAAUUAGGCCAUGGGCCUCCAAAGAAAGACUUCUCUGCCUUGAUUUGGCCAUUCAGGUUUGGCUAUGAUAAUGAAGGGUGGUCUAGUUUAGAGCAAUCAGCCAUUCUGCUGAAUCAAACAGGUGCAGAUUUCAUCACUAUUGUGGAAAGUGAUGCCUCUAAGCCAUUCAUUGGGAACAAUGAUCCAACUAUGUGGUUAGGAGAAAAACUUGGUUUUUAUACAGAUUUUGGCCCAAGUACUCGAGAUCAUACUUGGGGGAUAAUGGUUCUGUCAAGGUACCCGAUUGUGAAAUCCAGGCACCAUCUUCUCCCCUCUCCUGAGGGAGAGAUAGCACCAGCCAUCUUCAUGACUGUAAACUUCACAGGGAAAAUGGUGGAUUUUGUAGUUGCUCAUUUUGGGAAUGAAGAGGAAGAUUUGGACAGAAAGCUCCAAGCAGAAGCUGUUUCCAAUCUAUUGAGGAUGAGUUCUGAUCAGGUUGCAUUUCUAGGAUAUGUCACUUCAGCUCCUGGCUCCAGAGAUUACAUGCAAUUAAUUGAAAAUGGCAAUGUUAAGGAUAUUGACAACACAGAUCACAACAGGUGGUGCAGUUAUAUAAUGUAUCGUGGAUUAAUUAGGUUGGGCUAUGCUCGAAUUUCUCAUGCUCACCUGAGUGAUUCUGAACUCCAGAUGGCAACUUUUAGAAUCCCAGAUGACCCAGAUAAUUAUGCUGACAAUGACAAAAUCACCAUUGAUUCCAGUGAAGUUCCUAAAGAAACACACUUCAGUUCACGAUUUGGAUCCUACAAAGAGGGACACAAUUAUGAGCUGAAUCAUCACUUUCACAUGAGCACACCAAAGUAUUUUAAACAAGCUGGCUAGAACAAUGAUACACCAACACAUUUUCAAGAAGGAGAAAACAAUGACGACGACAAAACCAAAAAAGAUCAGAAGCCCCUAUUUAAAAAUAAGACACAACUGUAUGAAUAUUUCAUGGAC